Beta vulgaris subsp. vulgaris (sugar beet) is the source of this 1336-nucleotide messenger RNA. Its product is annotated as 1-aminocyclopropane-1-carboxylate oxidase homolog 4. The record is from RefSeq and is a predicted model, not a curated record. The transcript has 3 exons. Bases 71 to 1183 code for a protein of 370 amino acids. NCBI's taxonomy places the organism in Eukaryota, Viridiplantae, Streptophyta, Magnoliopsida, Caryophyllales, Amaranthaceae.
AACCAGAGGUGAAACCAAUAUUCCUCCUAAUGCCAAUUAUCUGAAACCCCAAAUCAUAAACAUACAAAUUAUGUCAACCAAUACAGCCAAUAUCAAUAGUAGCCUUGCAAAUUAUGACCGUCGUAAAGAGCUGGAGGAAUUUGACAACACCAAACUCGGAGUGAAGGGCUUGGUUGACUCAGGCAUAACACAAAUCCCUCGCAUCUUCCACCACCCUCUAGACACUCUAUUUCACCUCAGCAGAGGUACCCAACAAGUUGAUUCGGAUCAUGAUCUCAUACCUGUGAUUGAUCUCUCGGGGUGGCAACCAAAGAUAGUGAAGCAAAUCCGAGAUGCUGCAGCUAAGUUGGGUUUCUUUCAGGUUAUCAAUCAUGGAGUGUCAGUCCCUAUGCUCGACCACCUCAUCGAUGUGAUCAAGAGUUUCCAUGAGCUGCCUCCAGAGGAGAAGAUCCCCCAUUAUAGGAGAGAUACCACCACCUGCUGUAGUGGUGGAGUGGGAUUUUACUCUAACUUUGACUUGUUUCAGUCAGAUGCUGCCAGUUGGAGGGAUACACUUGAAGUUCGGUUGGAUCACUUUGAUACCAAAUCCCUUCCAGAUGUUUGCAGAAAAGAGGUGAUUGAGUGGGAUGAGGAAGCGAAGCAACUAGGAUUGAGACUGAUGAGAUUGUUGUCGGAAGGAUUGGGAUUAAGCAAAAACAGAUUAGAAGAAAUGUCAUGCAUUAGAAGGAGACUAAUGGUUGGCCAAUACUAUCCACACUGUCCAGAGCCUGACAAGACUGUUGGGAUCACAGCACAUACAGAUCUUGAGACUUUGACAAUAUUGUUGCAGGAUGAGAAGGGUGGUUUGCAAGUUAACUUCCAGGGAGAGUGGGUUGAUGUGAAACCUGUUCAUGGUGCUCUUGUUAUUUCUAUUGGCGACACGCUUCAGAUGAUAUCCAAUGGUGAGUACAAGAGCGGAGAACAUCGCGUAUUUGCUAAUGAUCAACGUGAACCAAGAGUUUCAGUCGCAGUUUUCUUUGAUCCAGCCAUCAGUGAAGAUGUAUAUGGACCUUUGCCUGAAUUAGUUUCAUCAGAGAAACCUGCUUUGUAUCAACAAUUCAAAUUCUCGGAUGUGCUUGAGAAAGGCUUAGAUACAGGGCUAGAGGGUGAGGGCAAUUACACAAUCAACUACUUUCGAUUAUAAAUUUGGGUUUGAUUCUAGGUUAGACACUGAGACUUGAGAGUGUCAUGUUGAAUAAUUAUCAUAAAUCUACUAAUCUAGUUGUAACUUGUAUUAUGGUCGGAUACUAUUUGAAGUUAUAUUUUUGUGUUGUGAAAAGUUACUUUUUCUGAACUA